GAACACGCCUAAAAGCCGGAAGCUGGUGAGACAAGUGAGGAAACCCGGAUCGGCGCGUCUAGCCGCCGCGGCUGCGUGUGCGCAGGAGGCGUCGCUGGCGCAGACUCCGCCGACUCCGGCGGUCUCCGCUGCGCAGACGGGCGCGGGCCCAGGCCCGCACGGUCCCCGUCCGGGUGCGGGAUGGCGGCCAGCCUGUGGAUGGGAGACCUGGAACCAUACAUGGAUGAGAACUUCAUCUCUAGAGCCUUUGCCACCAUGGGGGAGACCGUGAUGAGCGUCAAAAUUAUCCGAAACCGCCUCACCGGAAUCCCAGCUGGCUACUGCUUUGUGGAGUUUGCAGAUUUGGCCACAGCUGAGAAGUGUUUGCAUAAAAUUAAUGGGAAGCCCCUGCCAGGAGCCACACCUGCAAAACGUUUUAAACUGAAUUAUGCCACUUACGGGAAACAACCAGACAAUAGCCCUGAGUACUCCCUCUUUGUCGGGGACCUGACCCCAGACGUGGAUGAUGGCAUGCUGUAUGAGUUCUUUGUCAAAGUCUACCCCUCCUGUCGGGGAGGCAAGGUGGUUUUGGACCAGACAGGCGUGUCUAAGGGCUAUGGUUUUGUGAAAUUCACAGAUGAAUUGGAACAGAAGCGAGCCUUGACGGAGUGCCAGGGAGCAGUGGGACUGGGGUCUAAACCUGUGCGGCUGAGUGUGGCCAUCCCUAAAGCGAGCCGUGUAAAGCCAGUUGAGUACAGCCAGAUGUACAGUUACAGCUACAACCAGUAUUACCAGCAGUACCAGAACUACUAUGCCCAGUGGGGCUAAGACCAGAACACAGGCAGCUACAGCUACAGCUACCCACAGUAUGGCUACACACAGAGCACCAUGCAGACAUAUGAAGAGGUUGGGGAUGAUGCCCUGGAAGACCCAGCGCCACAGCUGGAUGUGACUGAGGCCAACAAGGAGUUCAUGGAACAAAGUGAGGAACUGUAUGAUGCACUGAUGGACUGUCACUGGCAGCCCCUGGACACUGUGUCUUCAGAGAUCCCUGCCGUGUUGUAGCCAGGACACAAGGAUCUGGGCUCUUUUUUUUUUUUUCUUUUUUGUGAAGCUUUUUGAAAAUGGUUUACAAGAUUUUAAUAAUUUACUCUUUUCUGACAUUGUGAGCCACUUCUCUACUUGUUAUUUGUUAUUAAGCUGUAGUGAAAGACGUAGAAGGGAAUUGUUCUAACAGGAGCUUGGUAGACCACGUGACAUUUUUAAAACCCUUAGCUGGAGUACUAGAGAGAAGUGGCUUAGUGGCCAAGAGCACUGUUCUCCCAGAGGACCAAGUUGUUUCCAAGUCAGGCAGCUCUGCUACCCUGCAUGAGACUCCAACUGCAAAGAACCCGAACAUCCACUUCUGUAGAUACCCAAACUCAUUAUGGCACAGGCUUGAUGCUUCUGAUUGCCUAUCAGUUUUCCUACUAAAACAGGUAAUUGUAUUGCAAACCUGCAGUCUCAACCAUGAAUUGGCAGAAUCAAGACUAAAACCAGCUAGGUAGUCCAGCACAGGUUAAAACCUCGUUUUAGAGGCUUUUCUAAUUCUGGGAUGUUUGUAAACAUCUUUUUUAGAUUGUGUUUCUCUGUACUGUAUGUCAUGGCACCUUGACAGUAAGUUAAGCCCAAGGCAGUCUUUUAUUGGGACUUUUGCAGUCCCCAUCACUAGCAACCAUGGUACUACUCAGAGCAAGACAAGGGCUUUUUCCUUUUGCUGUUUCACCUGGCUUCUAGAGAGCUGGAGCACAACUGGCAGGGACACAUGCAAAUAAACCUCCAGUCUCAGAAACUGUCCAAGAGAACUGAAAAUCUCAGUUGCUGUCCUGGGCUCAGUGGGCAACAUCAUUCACUUUCAGACACUGAAUUUUGUUUAAUCAUUUUAAAUUACAGAGAAAAUACUUUCAAAGGUCUUUAUUGACUCAAUUACAAGUUAAAUCCCAAAGCAUUUCACUUCUUUUUCCAAAACAGUUUCUUUGUAGCCUUUACUGUCAGUGUGGGCUUCUGCUUGCUUCCAGGGAAGUCCUCUUCUUUUUUU
Molecule: messenger RNA, 2056 nt
Organism: Alexandromys fortis (reed vole)
Lineage: Eukaryota; Metazoa; Chordata; Mammalia; Rodentia; Cricetidae
Gene: Trnau1ap
Product: tRNA selenocysteine 1 associated protein 1
Exons: 9
Biological process (GO): selenocysteine incorporation
Cellular component (GO): nucleus
Molecular function (GO): tRNA binding
Source: RefSeq, a predicted model, not a curated record